Didymodactylos carnosus is the source of this 1210-nucleotide messenger RNA. NCBI's taxonomy places the organism in Eukaryota, Metazoa, Rotifera, Eurotatoria, Philodinida, Philodinidae. The record is from the annotation of a GenBank genome assembly.
UGUUUCAUUUUAGAAAAAAUUUCUCUUGAUAACAGUAUUGCUAUUAAUAUCAGUGAAAACAGCAUUUCCUUGUGCACUAUCGAAGAAAAGUACUGAUGCUAUAUUCUACAUGGAGUUGGAUAGAAAAGAUUCAUCAUUUAUUCAAGGAAUUCUCGAACAAAGAGAAUCUCAACCAUCAUCACGGCACUUCAAUCCAUUGGGAUUUUAUUUAUUACUAACAACUAAAAUGGAUGUUGUUCAUACUGAGAUAGUCCAUCCACCAGUGUCGUCGUCAUCCAGUUCUCAAAAACGUCUUCGAGUAGAUGUUCAACAAUCAGCAGCUGCCUCAAAUAAUCCGUCGUUAAAUUAUCGAUCAACAGAAAAUGCUAAUCAGGAUCGUAGUCAACAAGUUAUAUCAAUGAAAACAGCCAUAUCUACUAUUGAUAACCCAAAACAUUCGCAAUCAAGUUCAAUAAUCGCAGAAUAUUCUGUUGAUUAUAAAAAACAUCGGGAUAAUUAUAUCAAAAAGAUUAAGAAACUAGCAGAACGAGAUAAUAGAAAAGAAUAUUUAUCGGACAUCUACAAAGUACACCGCAUCGAUAUAGCCGAAGAAGAUUUUAUCAAGUUCGAUAAAAAGAGGGAAAAUGAUCAACCACCAUAUUUUCGUGUCAUAGAACUAAAAGAACUCAUACAAAUCAUCAUUAUUCUCCAUAAUCCUGUUAACAAGGACUGCGUUGUCUGUGAACACGGAUCCAACAGUAAAUUGGCUUCCACAUUUGCAGUACUAAAUCCAUUUGCUGUAACCAGGAUUUCGUGGAAAGAAUAUUAUGAUUUGAACAUGGUGUCUUUAUUCUCUGAUGACAGCAUUAAAUAUUUGAUUAUUUGUGGAUUAGAGCCGAAAGAACAGUUCCGUUAUUACAUUGUACAUUCUUCACUGUCAAUCAAAUGCACACGUAAUCCUAGUCUAGAUGGACGAGGUAUUAGUCUUAUGGGCGGUAAUGAAAAAGCGACAUGUAUUGUUGAAGUAGAAAAAUGUCUAAUUGGAUUAGCUAGUAGAGAAUUUUUUGUAGUAUUUACAUCACAUCCCAGUGCUGCACUAUAUGAGCAGGCAUCGGACAAAAAACAUGGGAUACGAGAACAAAUUUAUUUGGCAAUCAUCAACUAUUGGUCUCUAAUAGUGAACAAAAAACGAUAUGAUGCUAAACUACCAGAGUUGAAAAUAAAAAACUAG